AUGUAUCGUAAAUUGUUAUCACCUUCAAAAUCGAUUCUCAACAGAUGUAUAGUUUCAGCAAGUUCAUCAUCAGUUAAAUCAACAGCAAAACCUAUAUCAUCUAAAACUCAAUCGAUUAUUGAUCGUGAAACACGUUUCGGAGCAGCAAAUUACCAUCCAUUACCUGUCGUUAUUCAACGUGGAUCAGGUCCAUUUGUAUGGGAUAUAGAUGGAAAUCGUUAUUAUGAUUUUCUUUCGGCUUAUUCAGCUGUUAAUCAAGGACAUUGUCAUCCGAAAAUUCUUGAAGUAGUAAAAAAACAAGGUGAAAAAUUAACAUUAACGUCUAGAGCUUUUCAUAAUGAUGCCCUCGGUGAAUUUGAAGAGUAUGCAUGUAAACUUUUUGGUUAUGAUAAAUUAUUACCAAUGAAUACCGGUGUCGAAGGUGGAGAGACAGCUAUUAAAUUAGCACGUAAAUGGGCAUAUAAUGUUAAAGGCACACCAAAGAAUGAAGCUAUUGUACUUUUUGCUGAAAAUAAUUUUUGGGGUCGUACAUUGGCGGCUGUAUCAAGUUCAACAGAUCCAUCAUGUUAUGAAGGUUAUGGACCAUAUAUGCCUAAUUUUAAAAUCAUUCCAUAUAAUAAUUUAAAAGCAUUAGAAGAAGCAUGCAGAGAUAAUCAUGUAUGUGCAUUUAUGGUUGAACCUAUUCAAGGUGAAGCUGGUGUAUUUGUUCCUCAUGAUGGUUACCUAGCUGGUGUUCAACAUAUUUGUAAGAAACAUAAUGUUCUUUGGAUUGGUGAUGAAAUUCAAACUGGUCUUGGUCGAACUGGAAAAUUAUUGGCAAGUGAUCAUGAAAAUGUUCGACCUGAUAUUCUUAUUCUUGGUAAAGCGUUAGCUGGUGGUUUCUAUCCAGUAUCAGCUGUUUUAGCACAGGAUAAACUUAUGAAUGUAUUUACACCCGGUACACAUGGCUCAACAUUUGGUGGAAAUCCAUUAGGUGCUCGUAUUGCUGUUACUGCUCUCAAAGUUUUAAUCGAAGAAGGAAUGAUUGAAAAUGCUGCUCGAAUGGGUGAAUUAUUACGUGAAGAAUUAAAUCGAUUACCAAAAGAUAAAGUUAAAAUAGUUCGCGGUAAAGGUUUACUUAAUGCCAUUGUUAUUGAUUCACGAUAUGAUGCAUGGGAACUUUGUUUACAUUUACGUGAUCAUGGUCUUUUAGCAAAACCAACUCAUGGUGAUAAAAUACGUUUUGCUCCACCAUUGAAUAUAACAAAAGAGCAAGUGCUUGAAUGUUGUUCAAUUAUUCGUAAGGGUGUUGAUUCCCUUAAUAUUAGCAGCAAUUCAAAUUGUCCAAAUCGACAAAUGAUCGAAGAAUCUCUUUUCAAAGUGCAUAUUCCAGGUGCAGUCAUUGUUGUUGUCAAUGCUAUCGAUAUACUAUAUGAAGAAGCGUUUGGUUAUCAUUCUCUAUUACCACCAAAACUUAUGAAUGUGAAUGAAUCCAUUUUUUCACUUGCUUCUAUUUCAAAAACCUUUAUUGCUGUUGCUGUUAUGCAAUUAAUCGAAAAAAAACUUGUUGAUCUUGAUACAGAUAUUAAUCAAUAUUUGUCAGAACGAAAUCGAAAAAUUUUUCAUCCAAAUUAUCCAAAUCAUUCGAUUACUUUACGUAAACUACUUUCACAUUCUUCAUCGAUUGCUGUUAAUGAAAAAUUACAGAAUACUGUUUAUCAACUAGGUGAUAGUGUAUUUGCUGAAGAAACUUUAGCUGAUAUGUGUUUCAAAGUUUUGAGUCCUAACACAUCCAAUUGGUUGCCAAGACCACCAGGAAAUGUAACACUUUACUCUAAUGAAGGUACAUCGUUGGCUGCACUUGUUGUUGAACGAAUCACUAAUAUGUCCUAUGAUCAAUAUGUUAGAGAAAUGAUUUUCAAACCAUUAAAUAUUGAUAUUCACAAAACUGGUAUUCGCUUAGCUGAUUUUCCAAACACAGACAAACUCGUUAAACAUUAUGCAUAUGCUAUCAAUGAAUCUUCUUUUGAACAAUAUAACCGAGAAGUACCACAAUUGAAUAUGAUACAAAUGGAGAGUAAUCUUUCAACAUGGUUAUAUUUCCCAUUUUUUGGUUUUAGUAGUUAUCCAGCUGGUCUUUUGCGAAUGUCAGCUUAUUCUUUAUCUAUUUUUCUUCGAAUGUUUAUCAAUAAUGGAUCUUCACUCCUCUCUUCUCAAUCUAUUACUGAAAUGAAAACUGUUGUUGGUAAUGGUCUUAUUCGUCCUUAUAACACGAAUUCGAGUAGUAACUCUACAGAUCAACUUCCGCCACGAAGAUAUGGACUUUGUUGGCAUUGGAGAACACUUAGCAAUGGUCAUCAAUAUGUAGGUCACAGUGGAUGUGUACCAGGCAUGACACAUUUGAUGUUAGUUAAUGAAAAGCAUAAUAUUGGUGUUAUUGUACUUACGAAUGCCGAUACAACUCUACCGAUUAAUUUAACUCGACAGAUUUAUAAUACUAUCGAAAAUAUUCAUGUCGAACUUUUUAAAUGUUUUGAAACUAAUUAUGCUAAUUCAUUCGUAUUGCAUAGAAGAAAUAGUUUCAUUGUAAUUUAUCUUGUUUUCUUAAUUUCUUCUUGUAGUAUUUGA
Messenger RNA from Rotaria sp. Silwood1, 2607 nucleotides. NCBI's taxonomy places the organism in Eukaryota, Metazoa, Rotifera, Eurotatoria, Philodinida, Philodinidae. The record is from the annotation of a GenBank genome assembly.